Rotaria sp. Silwood2 is the source of this 1707-nucleotide messenger RNA. The record is from the annotation of a GenBank genome assembly. NCBI's taxonomy places the organism in Eukaryota, Metazoa, Rotifera, Eurotatoria, Philodinida, Philodinidae.
AUGGAUGUUCUUUAUUCGUUAUUUGAUGUUGAUAAACAACGACUUGAUAUUCUUUUACAAGAAAAUAUUUUUACUAAUACUCUCAAUUUUGUAUUAACAACAUUAACUGAUGAUAUUUUAUCACUUGCUAAUCCAAUAAUUAAUCAAUUUUGUAUGAAUAUAUUACCAAAAAUUCAUUAUAAUGUUAAAUCUCUUACUGUUGAUUCAAUAUAUAUGGAACGUAUUCUUCUUACUGGUAAUUAUCCUAAUUUAACUGAACUUAAAUUAUUUAAUUUUAAUGAUAAAUUUGUUUCACAUUAUUUUACAGUUGAAUCAUCAUUUCGGCAUGUAUUUCAACGACAAAUAACAGAUCUUAUUCUUGUAUUCAAAGAUGAUUUUAAUGACAUUACAAUUAAACAGCAUACAACAGAUAUUUAUGGAUAUAUUUUAAAAUUCUUUGAAAAUUUAAAACAUUUAUCUAUUAUUCGAUCAUUUCCUUACUAUUAUUUACCAUUGAAAUAUCGUAAUCGACCAUUAACUACUUUUUUUUCUUCAACACUUUCCAAAUUAUCUAUUCAUGUUCUGUAUUAUGAUGAUUUUCUUGCUUUAGUUGAUGGUCAUUUUAAACAAUUAACAACAUUAAUUGUUGUUAUAACUGAUAUGAAAUAUGAUUCAUCAAAUGUUUACAAUAUGGAUAAUCUACGUAAUUUAAAAUGUUUUUCUUUACAAUGUUAUAGUAUAUCUGAUCAAUAUGAUAUUCAAAUAUUACCUCUUUUUCAUUAUGUGUUAAAUCUUGAAGAAUUAACUUUAUAUCUUACUAUUGACAGAAGAACUACAUUUAUUGAUGGUAAUCAUAUUUAUAAUGAAAUUCUUAUUCAUAUGCCACAACUUCAUACAUUUAAUUUUUGUUUUUGUACUGAUAUUCGAAUCAAUCCAUUAGUUAAUCAUUUAUCAAAAGAUGAUAUUCAACAAACAUUUACUAACAUAAAAUGUCAACAACAAAUGGAAUGUAUUGUAAACUAUCUAAAUCUUACUGGUACAUGUCAUAUAUUUUCAUUACCAUUUAUGUUUGAUUAUCUUGAAUGUAUUGGUAAUACAUUUCCAAGUAUUAUUUUCAAUCAUGUUCGAAGAUUGUGGAUACACGAUGAAAUUCCAUUUAAUCAUGAAUUUUUCAUUCGAAUUGCUUGCUCUUUUCCUUUACUUAAGGAAUUAUAUGUUAUGAAUGAUGAACCACAAUCAUCAAUAUUAGAUACAUUAAAUUCUAAUGAUAAUCAAUUAUCUUCAACAAUUAUUGAAUAUCCUUAUCUUAUUUCGCUUGAUAUCUCAAAUUGUCAUAUUGAUUAUAUUGAAGAAUUUCUUAAUAAUACAAAAAUACGUCUACCUCAUCUAAUGAAAUUAACAGUUAAUUAUGAUCAAUUAAUAAUUGUUACAGAAAACUUCACAAGAGAUGUAACACGACUCAAUUGUACUAAAGUGAAAAAGGAACAAAUUAAUAUGGAUAGAUUUUUAUAUAUUAAAUUAAUUGAACAGCAAUUAAAACCAUAUAUUGAUACAUUAUAUGAUGAUGUUGAUGUUAUAUGGCAAGAUGAUUCUGAUUCAAAACAUCGCUCUCAAUAUGCAUUAAAUAAAAUAAACGAAAUAUUUAAUGAACGUGUUGAACCUGAAGAACAAGCUGCUAAAAUGACUGAUAUAUGGUCAAUUGAAAAUAUUUGGGGUUAUAUCAAAUAG